CCCAUCACAGUUUCCAAAUCCUACUAUCAUCGCCAACUUCAGGCUUCCAAGGCUACCACAUUCUCUUCUGGGUUAAAUGAAACUCCAGAAGGAGCCCAUUCUCCAAAUCUUAACUUCUGCACGGCUGAAGAACGCACCAGUUGUCUUGCAAUUGGUUCUUCUCGUGCCUUGGAUAUCUCUCCUCUUCCCAUUGAUACUGGCAGCACUUGUGUGUUGCAUUCUGCCCCUGGAAACGUUACCGUUUGUAUUGCAGAAAGUCAAAGUGUCAGGUGUCCACCUGAAACAAAGAAUACCCUGGAUCCUGAUGGUAUGCGUCAUUCGGUUCUUGAUGCUGGCCUCGUAUCUUUGACUCAUGAUGAUGCUUCGCCUCAUCAAUUGCCACUGCCUUCUUCUUCCUCAUCUGCCUCUAGCGCUGCUUCCUCUACUUCUAUCUCACCAACCAUCCCAUCAGGUGGGUUAUUAUAG
Molecule: messenger RNA, 465 nt
Organism: Protopolystoma xenopodis
Lineage: Eukaryota; Metazoa; Platyhelminthes; Monogenea; Polystomatidea; Polystomatidae
Source: the annotation of a GenBank genome assembly